CGUUAUCUUCCGCUGACUGUCAUAUCUUUGGAGGAGUGAAGUUUUUACGCGCACCUUCUCUUCCUCCUCCUACCCGGCUCGGAGCCCCGCCUCGGGCCGCUGGCACACCUGGACCUGGAGCAGCGAGCGGCGGGUAAAGGUGAGCAGGACCCCGCUGCGUCUUGUGGUUGGACAUUGGAGGUGGGUGGCUUCAGGACGCUCCGACUCUGAACCGAAUAAACAGGCAGAAUGGGUGAGGCACCAGCCAGAGAAGAUGGGGCAGUGACUCGAUCAGCAGAGUAUGUGGGCUCAUUUCCUGUGGAUGACCGCUGUUUGGACGACCAGAUUAAGCAACUGCACACACAGCUGAAGUCCCUCAAAACAUGCAAGAGAAGGAGGUCUGUAUCCCUGAAAUUCUCCAUUAAAGGUGUGAAAAUGUACAAUGAAGAUGAAACGACUCUCCUCAUGGCCCACGCUCUACGUAGAGUCUCUCUUUCCACUGCCCGGCCUGUCGAUGCCCAGUUUGCCUUUGUUUCCCAUAACCCGGGCAGCGUUGAUGCCCAACUCUACUGCCAUGUCUUCAAAGCAAGGCACUCACGAGCGGCCCAGUUCCUGAACCUGCUGCUGUGCCGCUGUUUCCAACUGUCGUACUUGGAGAAGCACCCAGAAGAGGCUCAGGAAGACUGUGUUGGCUCAGCGCCUCGCCGCAACCCUUCGCUGCUCAACCACGGCUUCCCUCUCAGCGUCAGCGCCUUGGUGUCAUUUAGAAGAGCUCCUUUUCGGGGGUUGCUGCCGGGCACUAAGAAAAAACAAAAGUCUUCCGAGGACCAGCACAGCAGCCAAGAUGAAGUCUUCCCGACCUCCUCCCCGUCCCUGGUGCGGAAGAAAGCCAUUCGCACCAAAGCGCUGCGUUCUGGUGCCUACCGCUCCUUCACAUUCACGCCGCUCAAACAGCGCAACGUUCAGGAGCGACUGAGCGAGUCACAAGGAAAGGACAAAGACAAGACUCCAGCGAGGAGAUCCCGGGCUCCCAGCUUGGCCGAAACAGAAGAAGCUCUUGCUCAGGCUGUGUGGUGUUGGGCUGGUAUCGCAACUGACAGCAGCUAUUCCCUGCUUGCAGAUGAUGUUUUGGGAUCAUACCUUCUCUGCCCACAUCCUAAAAAACCCAAAUGUGGUUCUCUUAUCAUUCGCUUCCCCUCUGGCCUCAUCACCCACCUCAUAGAAAACACUCGUAAAGGGAAAUUCCUGUUGGAGAAAUGCAAGACUGAGUUCAGCUCCCUGGCAGAGCUGAUUGAACACUACACAGAGAUACAGGAUGAGCUGCCGUGUCUGCUGAGCUGUGCUCGGGUGAACCACUGCUAUGAGUGGGAGGAGAAUACCAGCAAACAGCAGCCUGUCAAGCUGCACAAGAUCCUAAACAAAAUAAAGAUUAAAAGUACCCUCAGAAAGGCAUGGGUGUAAACCCUGGACACUGGGACAUGUGGACUGCCAACCUCAGAGGAUGCAAAUACAUGACGCUCUUUAUUUCUUUUGCACAUUUUUCAUCUUUUACUUUUAAAUCACGUGGUGGUGUGGGGAGAUGUCACAGCCUGUAUUAGCAAUGUUGGCACUUACGUAGGGUACUUAUUUGUUAAAGAUAUCACAUGUUGUGCAUGCUGCUUUUAUGUUUUUCAAUAUACUUUUUUAUAAAUGUUUUUAUAUGUGCCUACAAGGCAUCAGAGGAGUUUUAUAGUUUUUACAUGUGAAACUAAUGACCUGAAUCUGUGGAGUGGAAUUGAACACUCAGAUUGUUGCACCUGUUGGCAAAGCCAAACAAUUUUUCUUUUUUAUUUCCCUGGCCUUGUAAAGAUGCUACACAAAUACAUAUUUGUUCAAAUUCUACCUUCUCCUUCAAUUUAAAUUGUGUUUACAAACUAUUGUAAGUGUGUUUGGACUUACUAUGUCUAAGCAGUGGUAGUGUACACCCUGAUGUGUCCUGCUGUAAGAAAAUAUGACAAUGACACAUUGUUUUCUAUAUCUUGCCAUUUUAGAGUGUAUUACUACGCUUUUCAUGGCCACUAUAAACAGGAAAAACGAAAGCUGAACUCAGAUUUUCUGUGUUUUUAAAGUUUGCAAGAAGUCUUACCCAUGGUAGUGUUUGUUUUGCUGGUAACAGUUCAAUAUUUCUAAAACAAUAUAACUUUUUUUUUUUUUUUGAUUUUUAUAUCCCAAAGCCCAUUUUUUUCAGCAGAGCAUAGUACAACCUGGCUUUGCCCUGCAGUUUUAGUUAUCUUAAGACUGCAAAUGAUAGUUUUCUUGUCCAAGAGAAAUAAUUUCUAAUGAGUCCUUUCCAUAUUAACUCAUCAUACAAUUCACAUCUGUUUGAGAAUAAAUCAUGGACUUUUCUGUUUUCAUUCCACACCCUA
Messenger RNA from Stegastes partitus (bicolor damselfish), 2384 nucleotides. RefSeq names its product SH2 domain containing 5 (gene sh2d5). NCBI's taxonomy places the organism in Eukaryota, Metazoa, Chordata, Actinopteri, Pomacentridae. The coding region runs from base 229 to 1440 and encodes 403 amino acids. Gene Ontology annotation, cellular component: postsynaptic density. The record is from RefSeq and is a predicted model, not a curated record. The transcript is spliced from 10 exons.